Molecule: messenger RNA, 3557 nt
Organism: Sitodiplosis mosellana (orange wheat blossom midge)
Lineage: Eukaryota; Metazoa; Arthropoda; Insecta; Diptera; Cecidomyiidae
Gene: Edem2
Product: ER degradation-enhancing alpha-mannosidase-like protein 3
Exons: 15
Coding region: 977-3349 (790 amino acids)
Biological process (GO): carbohydrate metabolic process; mannose trimming involved in glycoprotein ERAD pathway; endoplasmic reticulum mannose trimming
Cellular component (GO): membrane; endoplasmic reticulum
Molecular function (GO): mannosyl-oligosaccharide 1,2-alpha-mannosidase activity; calcium ion binding
Source: RefSeq, a predicted model, not a curated record
CAAUUUUGCUAAACAUUUACCGUUUGUAUUAGAACUUUACUAAGUAUUUUUAAAUCAAACUUCUUUCAUAUUUCUGGAUGAAUUGUCUCUUUGCCUUUUAAAACUAUUUUUCUAUUUCAUUUUCUGAAAAUACAUACACACACUUCGUUGUUCGACAGUUCUGGUUCUUUGAUUUUAUUUUUCUUCGUUUUGUCCAUGUUAGAGUUCGCACAGAAGUUGGCUGCGUUUCGAAACCAAUAUUUUUGGUUCAAGGCAGGUGUCCAAAGUAAAACAUAAACAUGUGGUGAAAAUUAAAUGUCAAAUUCGUUGGCGAAAUCCAUAAAUAAUUUUAUUUUUAAGUAAGUUGCUAGGCAAAUUGAAUAUAUACAAUUCAAUUGAUUCUCUUAUAAAGAACACGUAUAAUUUUAAUAAAAUACGUCACACAUCAUACAUGUAAGAACGGAUUUACAAACUAAUAACCAUAACGAAAAUUUCUGCAUUUUCAACAUAUCAAUUGAUGUAUUCACCACCCCAUUGAAAAGCUUAAACAAAUAAAAGAAAAGUAGUUUGGAAAUGUCAAAAGAAUUGAAACGUCACGUCAAAUGUAUAUCAAAAAUUAUUUUUUUAGAAAAUAAUCAGCUGUGUACACUUGUAAAUUAUUGGGAGUGUUGGCAAUUCGCAUUUUUUUUAAUCUUGAAAUAAUCGACUGACGAUAUGACGAAAAUGUAUUUGUUUCAGUUCGUAGCACUUGGUAGAUAGUUAUUACACCAGGUUGUUCUGUGUCACGUUCAGUGUCACAAUUGAACAGGUUUUUUUGUUUCUUUCUUUAUUGCCUUCGUUUUUUUUUUUUUUUUGAUUUAUUGAUCUGCAUGUUUUGGCUUGUUCAUGGUAACCAAAUCGCCGAAUUGGUGCAUCCCAAGGCUGAGUCAAAACAAAAACAAACAAAAAAUUCAAACACAAAAUAAGAUAAACCCAAUCGCAUCCUAGCAAUCCAAAAAUGCGGACUUUUUGCACAAACGUAUCAAUGACGAGGUAUAUCCUUGUCAGCACAAUUAUUUGUAGUUGCUUUACUAUCGCACAAUCCAUAUUGCCUACGAAUAAUAUGUCCAACAAGGAGAAAAGCGAACUCAAAGAGGAAGCAUUGGAAAUGUUCUACCAUGCAUACAGAUCGUAUAUGGACAAUGCAUAUCCCGCAGAUGAGUUAAUGCCUCUUUCAUGUCAAGGUCGAUACCGAGGCGUUACACCGUCGAGAGGAGAUAUGGAUGAUGUUCUAGGAAAUUUUUCUAUGACUUUAGUCGACACACUAGAUACGUUAGUAAUUAUUGGUGACUACGAUGAAUUUGAGCACGCUGUAAAAUUAGUCAUAGACAAUGUGAAAUUCGAUCACGAUAUCAUUGUAUCGGUUUUCGAAACGAAUAUUAGAAUGGUUGGAGGACUGUUAUCAGCACACGUAUUAUCAGAAUAUAUUCGGAAAAAUGAACAAGGGGAAGAUGCUCACAUGAAAUGGUACCGUGGACAGUUACUUGAAAUGGCCAAAGAAUUGGGUUAUCGAUUGCUGCCUGCAUUCAAUACAACGACCGGAAUUCCACAUGCGAGAAUAAAUUUAAAACACGGUAUGAAAUCGGAUGAAUUAAAAAACUCUCGUGAAACAUGUACGGCUUGCGCUGGAACCAUGCUAUUAGAAUUUGCUGCAUUGUCAAGAUUGAGUGGUGAGCCGGUAUUCGAGACGAAAGCACAUGCUGCAAUGGAUGCCCUAUGGAAGAUCCGACACAGAGGCUCAGACUUAAUGGGCACAGUAAUGAAUGUACAUUCCGGAGAUUGGGUUCGCCGAGAUUCAGGCGUUGGCGCUGGCAUCGAUUCAUACUACGAGUACUGCCUCAAGUCCUAUGUUUUGCUAGGAGAUGGACGCUAUUUGGAUCGUUUUAAUAAACAUUAUGCUGCUGUAAUGAAGUAUAUUUCGCAUCCACCACUAUUAAUGGACGUUCAUAUGCACAGGCCACACACGAAAAGCCGUAAUUACAUGGACUCGUUACUUGCAUUCUGGCCUGGUUUACAGGUUCUAUUUGGUGAUCUGAAGCCAGCUGUUCAAACGCAUGAAAUGCUGUACCAAGUAAUGCAAAUGCACACAUUCCUCCCAGAAGCCUUCACAUUCGAUUUUCAGAUCCACUGGGCACAACAUCACCUUCGACCCGAAUUUAUUGAAUCAACGUACUUCCUUUAUAAAGCAACUGGUGAUCACUACUACUUACAAGUGGCGAAAAAAGUUCUGAAAACUUUGCAAGAGCAUGCAAGAGUUGCCUGCGGAUUUGCUGCUGUAAAUGAUAUACGAACCGGGAAAAAUGAGGACCGCAUGGAUUCAUUUGUCAUGUCCGAAACUUUAAAAUAUUUGUAUUUGAUAUUCGCUGAACCGUCCGAAAUAGAUUUGGAUUUAGAUACAUUCAUAUUCACUACCGAAGCCCAUCUGCUUCCACUGUCGCUGGGUCAACUCGGUAAUAUAACAAGAACGAGUGGAGAAAGUGACGAAAAUGGUGAACAAGUAUUGACAAUGAAUUAUCAAAAAUCAUGUCCCAGUCCGAAGCAUUUAUUCCCAGAGACCGUACGAAAACCAUUGAAAGAUUUGGUGUCAGGUGUAUGCCCGCGUACUCCCAGCACAAAACGUAUCAGUGCGAUGGAAUUCAGAGCAAGCAAUGCUGACCACCGUCGCUCUGUCAGCGAUAUGGGAAUAACAAUGAUCUCAGUGGGCGAUGGAAAAGUACAAUUGAUGCACAGUUUCUACAAUGCCAAAACACCAGAAGAUGCUGAGAAGGGAUUGCUUUUUAUGAAAGAGAUCGUUGAAUUGUCCAAAUCUCAAGUUGCCACAUCAAUAGCGGAGUUACAAGCUGUGUUCUUCAAAAAAGAAUCAGGCGGUAUAGAACUGUUAAUGGCCGGUCCGUCACACUUUUCAAAAGAACUGACGGGCAAUGAAUCGAUACAACGGAAAGUUGUUCUUGCCGAACCAUUCAGAUUGUGUUCUCCACUGAAAACACGAAUUGAAACGGUCAAAGAUCGAAUCCUAGUUGUGGAACGUGGCGAUUGUACGUUCAUCGACAAAGCCCGAAAGAGCCAAGAAGCUGGCGCAGCUGCCAUAAUUGUGGUGGAUAAUAUACCUGGUUCUAAUGCAGAUCAACCAAUGUUUGCAAUGUCGGGAGAUGGAGUAGAUGAUGUAAAAAUACCGAGUGUUUUCUUAUAUAGUCGAGAAAAGCAUGUUCUCAUGAAAGCAAUAUCUAACAAUCCGGAUUUAGAAGUAAGCAUAAUGCAGAUGACGGGACUGAAAAAACGACUAGAAGCUACACUUAGCACAGAUGAAACAAAUACCGAUGAUAAAUCGUAGGUUAAUUGCCUGAGGAAAUACAAUUAAUUUUAGGCGCGUUCUGUGGUACGUUGGACGUUCUGCAUAUAAAAAUUAAUAAUAGAAUAUGUAAAAAGAUUGAAUAUGCAAUAUAAAUUUGCCUGAAUUUUUUACUUCCUAGAUUUAAGUUGAAAUGUGAAUGUUAUUUAAGAGUUAAGAUGAAAUUCGAAUAAAAUUUCCGAAAAACAAA